AUGCCAUCAUUUAACGUGCAAAGAUACGGAGCUAGAGGUGAUGGGAGAACAGACUCGACCAAACCAUUUUUGACGGCUUGGUCAUUAGCCUGUAAAUCACGGGUUCAAGCCAUGGUUUACAUUCCCCGUGGAACAUACUUGGUUACAAAUCUAGUCUUUUGGGGUCCUUGCAAGAACAGAAUCACGUUCAAAAUCGAUGGAACACUGGUGGCUCCGGCAAAUUACUGGAGUAUAGGGAACUCCGGUUAUUGGAUUCUCUUCGCUAAAGUAAACCGGAUCUCGGUUCAAGGUGGAACCAUUGAUGCUAGAGGAGCUAGUUAUUGGUCUUGUAGAAGGAAAGGUGGAAAUUGUCCUCAAGGUGCAAGGUCUAUAUCGUUUAGCUGGUGCACCAAUGUUCUACUAAGUGGCCUAACGUCGUUUAAUAGUCAGAACAUGCACGUCACGGUUCAUCAUUCUUCCAAUGUUCGGAUUCAAAACAUAAGAAUUAGGGCUCCAAGUGGAAGUCCUAACACCGACGGUAUCCAUAUCCAGUCUUCUUCUGGAGUCACCAUUAGUGGUGGAACCAUUGCUACGGGUGAUGACUGCGUUGCUCUUAGUCAAGGAUCUAGGAACAUUUGGAUCGAACGUGUGAACUGUGGACCCGGACAUGGGAUCAGCAUUGGGAGUCUUGGGGAUUACGCUAACGAGGAAGGUGUGCAGAAUGUGACGGUCACGAGCUCUGUUUUCACCAAGACGCAAAACGGAGUAAGGAUAAAGACUUGGGCUAGGCCGAGUCGAGGAUUUGUGAGGAAUGUGGUAUUUCGAAACCUGAUAAUGAACAAUGUCGAAAAUCCAGUGAUCAUCGAUCAAAACUAUUGCCCUAAUGGGAGAGGAUGUCCUCGUCAGAGCUCUGGUGUGAAGAUAAGUGGAGUGACUUUUGUAAACAUAAAGGGAACAUCAACAACACCAAUAGCAAUGAAACUGGAUUGUAGUGGAAGCAAUCAUUGCACAGGACUUAGGUUACAAGACAUUAAGCUCCUUUACAUGAGAAGAUCAUCAGCUUCUUAUUGCAAGAACGCUCAUGGACGAGCCUCUGGAGUUAUGGUUCCGAGGAACUGUAUGUGA
Messenger RNA from Microthlaspi erraticum, 1104 nucleotides. NCBI's taxonomy places the organism in Eukaryota, Viridiplantae, Streptophyta, Magnoliopsida, Brassicales, Brassicaceae. The record is from the annotation of a GenBank genome assembly.